Messenger RNA from Cooperia oncophora, 231 nucleotides. Lineage: Eukaryota; Metazoa; Nematoda; Chromadorea; Rhabditida; Trichostrongylidae. The record is from the annotation of a GenBank genome assembly.
AUGCUGGAGUGCCCUCGCAGCCCAUCGACGUCGUUAGCGUCAUCAGGUCGAGAAACAGGUUCAUCUGGCAGGGAACAUGGAGUGGCAUCCGGUAGUGCUGAACAUCUUAACGCAUCCAGCGAAAACCCCUCUGGCAAACAUGGAGUUUCUGGCUUGGCGAUGAAACGUCUUGUUCGAGUGCCCUGUGGCAAGACAACGACUGCCUUGUCUGAUUCAGCCCAACAAAGGUGA